AUGGCCGAAGGCGGGGCGAGCAAAGAUGGUGGUGAAGAGCCCGGGAAGCGGCCAGAGCCGGCAGAGGAGGAAUCCCAGGUUUUGCAUGGAACUGGCCACUGUAAGUGGUUCAACGUGCGAAUGGGAUUCGGAUUCCUCUCCAUGAUAAACCGAGAGGGAAGUCCCUUGGAUAUUCCAGUCGAUGUAUUUGUACACCAAAGCAAAUUGUUUAUGGAAGGAUUUAGAAGCCUAAAAGAAGGAGAACCAGUGGAAUUCACGUUUAAGAAAUCUUCCAAAGGCCUUAAAUCAAUACGGGUAACAGGACCCGGUGGGAGCCCCUGCUUAGGAAGCGAAAGAAGACCCAAAGGGAAGACACUGCAAAAAAGAAAACCAAAGGGAAAUAGGUGCUAUAACUGUGGUGGCCUUGAUCAUCAUGCUAAAGAAUGCAGUCUACCUCCUCAGCCAAAGAAGUGCCAUUACUGUCAGAGCAUCACGCACAUGGUGGUGAACUGCCCGCAUAAAACUAUUGCACAGCCGCCCGCCAGCUCUCAGGGAAGACAGCAAGCAGAAUCACGGCCAUGUUGUACUUCAACUCUGCCUAGAGAAGUCGGGGGAGGCCAUGGCUCUACAUCACCACCAUUUUCUUAGGAGGCACAGUCAGAGAUAGCAGAACAGCUGGGCAGGUCACUUCAAGAAAAUUCCUCCACGAAGUCAUCUGCAGCACCAGAGGAACAAAGCAUAAAGGGGCCUUCGGUUCAAAAAAUGAAGAAGACUUAA
Messenger RNA from Choloepus didactylus (southern two-toed sloth), 756 nucleotides. Its product is annotated as protein lin-28 homolog B-like. Gene Ontology annotation, molecular function: zinc ion binding; nucleic acid binding. Lineage: Eukaryota; Metazoa; Chordata; Mammalia; Pilosa; Megalonychidae. The record is from RefSeq and is a predicted model, not a curated record.